This is a messenger RNA of Chara braunii, 1279 nucleotides long. NCBI's taxonomy places the organism in Eukaryota, Viridiplantae, Streptophyta, Charophyceae, Charales, Characeae. The record is from the annotation of a GenBank genome assembly.
UCCAGAUUCCAAAAAGGCAGGAUCAGAGCAAAGCACACUUGUCUGCAGAGGGGUCACAUCAAAGCAUGCCUGUUGCUAGUAACGCAGGAUCAGAUCAAACCAUGUCUGUUGCUAGGAAGGGUAAGCAGAGGAAGGAUGAGGCAGGUUCUAGAAGGGCAGGAGCAGAUGAAAGCACACCUAUUUGUAGAAGGGGUAGACAAAAGAAAGGUCGAGCCAUGAAACAAAAACUGGAGACACAGCACAAUCCAUUUUGCUGUCCAGUGUGUCAUAAGGAGUAUCAAAAUGGACACGGAUUGACUAUUCAUUUGUCGAAAAAACACAAUGUGCACGGUAAACACUUUGAGAGGGCGACAACACACAAAUUACGAUGCUCAAAUAGUAAGAGACAGGGAGUAGAGUUUUCUCGUCGUGGUGGGAAACACAAUGCACAUGGGAAUGUUAACGAUGGGAAAGAGUUGAAUAGUGAAGGAAAUGUUGCAAAUGAAAAUGACCGUGCAGACACCUAUCAUGUUGACGUGAACAGGGAGGACGGAAGUUUACCCUAUUGUAUUGAAGAUCUGAGUAAAAAAAGAAGUUUUGUUAGUGAUGAGAAUGUUGUCGAAGAAGGUGGAGACUUCAGUAUGGGAGAAAAGGCAAAACGUGUUGUUGAAGAAGGUGGAGACUUCAGUAUGGGAGAAGAGACAAGACCCUGGAGUGGGCUAAGUGCAAAAAUGAAUGUGGAAGUGGGUGAAGGCCAUUGCGCAGAGGAUGAGAUGGAAGCGGAAACUUUUGUCAGUCAGAGAAAUCAGGAGAAAAGAGAACAAAACAUUAGACAAGGCAAAAAACAAACUGUGCAGAAUGGUCAAGUAUUGGUGGAUGAUUGGUUCAUUGACUUAAGUCAAGAUGAAGAGGAGCAAGGAACGAAUGGACCCUCCCACGUGAAUAGUAUGGAGGAGGAGAUGAAUAUCGGAAGAGAUUGCCAUGAUAGGACAACAACACCUCUAUCUGCAGAGUCUGUAGAGAUUGUGGCAUACAAUGAUGUUCAUAUUGCCAUGAUAGGACAAGUGAAUCGGCACACUGCAGCAGUUGACAACUUCCAUGGUCAUAUGCUCAUGAUACGGGGUAGAGAGGAGGAGAUGAAUAUCGGAAGACCUCCUGUGGUGGAGGACAGUGUGAUGAACAUCAUCGAUGACUGUUCAUUUGAUGAUAUUAAUCCUGAUUUGUACGAUAUUUCCGAGAAAUGGUAAACUUGAAAGGUAAUUUUUAUGAACGCAUGGUGUUGGGUUAAAGCAUUUGUCAU